AAGCGGUACAAGGAUUUGCAUGAAUAUACAAACAAUUUGUAAUUUCAAAUGGAUUAUAAAAUAAAGAGGUUGUAAAGCUCUGAAGGUUGACAAGUCAUAAUCGAUUAUUGAAAUGAUCUCAAGUGAACAAAUUGAGGAACGCAGUUAUAAACAUAUCUGAUGGACAUGUCAUCUUGUUGACAUGCAGAUUUGAUCAUUUUUGAAAAUUAUAAGUCCGGAAAGUAUGAUAAAACCUAAUGAUAUUUUUAUCAUUCUGGUAACGAUAGAUAAUCUUCGGGAAAUUAAUUUCAUAGACGAUUUAUUUAUUGAACAAAGUAUACAAACUUAAGGUGAUGGGGUUAGAGUCUCAUUUAAAAAGUUUUCUGAAAACAAUACUACACCAAACUUUCGGUAAAUCCCGUAUUCAAAAUUCUCAGUUGCAUCGACGAAACUUUUGCACGCAUCUUAUUUUUAUGAAAGCAGUACCUGAACAUUAUUGCCCAACUAAAUUCCAAUCGGUGUUCAAGCUACAAUAUCGUUUCUUUUCAUCUGGAUGCAAAGAUAAGGGAUCAAAGUCUUGUCCCGAGAUAACGAAAUCAAAUGCAGGAAAUCAACCAGCUUGGCCUUCGGGUCAUCGAAUUUCUUUUCAAUUUCAUCCAGAGACAGAGGCUAUAUUAAACGAGCAACUUAAUGUUGAACUAAAAGCAUUCUACUACUAUCUAUCCAUGGCAGCGUACUUUGGAAGGGUCGAUGUAGCAUUGCCCGGAUGUGAAUCGUACUUCAUCCAAAUGCAUAAUGAAGAACACGAACAUGCUUUGAGAUUUUUGAACUUCAUCAAAAUGCGCGGCGGUUUGGUGAAUCUCUGUCCCAUCUGUUCCCCUCAGGAUCAAGACUGGAAAAGCCCUCUCAAUGCUUUCAAAGCAGCGCUUCAACUUGAAAUUGACGUUGCAAGCAGACUCGUAGCUGUUAAUGAAGUUGCUGAAAGACACAACGAUCUUAAUACCAGCGACUUUAUCGUAACUGGCUUUAUGGAAGAUCAGAUGAAAAGUGUCAACGAAAUGGCUAAACUUGUUACAGUUUUGUCCGGAAUAGGAGACCAUGGUUUGGCGCGUUUUAUAUUCGACCGAGAUAUGUUGGAGCAUUACGUGAAUUCCGAGUUUAACGUCUUCGAAAAUGGAACGCGAGAAGCUCCGACGAAAAAGUAGUAAACCAACUGUCCCUAUUCUCUAUAUAUAAUCCUUUACCUGUUUUUCUCACG
This is a messenger RNA of Orussus abietinus, 1237 nucleotides long. Its product is annotated as ferritin, heavy subunit. Bases 333 to 1184 code for a protein of 283 amino acids. Gene Ontology annotation, cellular component: cytoplasm. The record is from RefSeq and is a predicted model, not a curated record. Gene Ontology annotation, molecular function: ferrous iron binding; ferric iron binding. The transcript has 4 exons. Gene Ontology annotation, biological process: intracellular iron ion homeostasis; iron ion transport. NCBI's taxonomy places the organism in Eukaryota, Metazoa, Arthropoda, Insecta, Hymenoptera, Orussidae.